AUGUCUGUCACUUUACAUACCACCCAAGGCGACCUGAAGGUCGAACUUUUCUGCGAAGCAGUGCCUCAAACUGCGGAGAACUUCCUUGCCCUCUGCGCAUGCGGCGCAUAUAACAACACCCCAUUCCACCGCCUUAUUCCGGGGUUCAUGAUCCAGGGCGGAGACAUCUCUCUCGGACCCGCCGCCCAGCAAACAUCCACGAAGCCAAUGCUCAACUUCGAGAUCCCCAAAGGCGGCACAUCGAUCUACCACCCAUCAGCUAUGAACCAAGAGAUCCACCUUCCAUCGCUGCGGCAUAAUGCGCGAGGCAUUUUGUCCAUGGCAUCUCGCCCGGUGAAGGACAGAUCAGCACCGGGAUCGCAGGGCGCAACAGGAGCGACAAUUAACGGAAGUCAAUUCUUCAUUUCGUUUGUGCCAGCGCCACAUCUUGAUGGUGCCAGUACUGUGUUUGGGAAAGUGUUGAAUUUGACUGCCCAGGAUGAGGGCGGUGAUGUCCUUACCAAGCUGGAGAAGGCGAAUGUCAAGGUCGACAAGAAGGGAAAGGUUUCUCAGCCUAAGGAGGGUGAUGAUUUUGAACAAUUCAAAAUCAAUCAUGUUACCAUCCACGCCAAUCCGUUCGCCAAGUGA
This is a messenger RNA of Penicillium paradoxum, 627 nucleotides long. RefSeq lists its product as uncharacterized. Gene Ontology annotation, cellular component: catalytic step 2 spliceosome. Bases 1 to 627 code for a protein of 208 amino acids. Lineage: Eukaryota; Fungi; Ascomycota; Eurotiomycetes; Eurotiales; Aspergillaceae. The transcript has 2 exons. The record is from RefSeq and is a predicted model, not a curated record. Gene Ontology annotation, molecular function: peptidyl-prolyl cis-trans isomerase activity. Gene Ontology annotation, biological process: protein folding; protein peptidyl-prolyl isomerization.